This is a messenger RNA of Austrofundulus limnaeus, 934 nucleotides long. It is a transcript of the gene gcshb, whose product is annotated as glycine cleavage system protein H (aminomethyl carrier), b. The transcript has 5 exons. The coding region runs from base 97 to 621 and encodes 174 amino acids. The record is from RefSeq and is a predicted model, not a curated record. Lineage: Eukaryota; Metazoa; Chordata; Actinopteri; Cyprinodontiformes; Rivulidae. Gene Ontology annotation, cellular component: glycine cleavage complex; mitochondrion; cytoplasm. Gene Ontology annotation, biological process: glycine decarboxylation via glycine cleavage system; protein lipoylation.
GCGCGCCACAGAAGAUGGUGCGCGCUCCCGCUGCGCGGUCAGCUCAGCUCGUUGAAGCAGGCAGCGAAGAGCGCGCGGCCCCCACAGACACCGAACAUGGCGAUGAGAGCAGCGCUGCGGUGCCUCUCUGCAAACUUUUCGCCCAGGCUGCCUCCACUGUCGUCACCGGCGCAGGUUUCAGCGACGCGGCUGCUGUGGAGUAGCUGCUCCCGGCGGACUCUGACCACCACACCGGCACGGUACACAGCCCUAAAGUUCACUGAGAAACACGAGUGGGUGCGGGUGGAGGGUGGAACCGGCACUGUUGGUAUCAGCAGUUAUGCCCAGGAAGCAUUAGGUGAUGUGGUCUACUGUGGACUCCCAGAAGUUGGUCAAAGGUUUGAUAAAAUGGAUGAGUUCGGUGCUUUAGAAAGUGUAAAGGCUGCCAGUGAGCUAUACUCACCGCUGACAGGAGAAGUGACUGAGAUCAACACAGAGCUGGCAGAAAAUCCUGGACUCGUGAACAAAGCUUGCUACGCAGAAGGGUGGCUAAUAAAGAUGACGAUUGAAAAACCUGAAGAACUGGACGAACUUAUGGAUCAAGCAGCUUAUGAUACAUUUCUUAAAUCAUUGGAAGAAUAAAUCAACAAACUAAAUGUAAUGAUCUGUUAUGUGAUUGCUGUAAAAGAUUAGUAACUAACAUCUAGUGUAACCUUUAUCUUCUUCUGAUGGUAUUUAUUUUAAUACUAAAUAUUGUUUUAGUAAAACUUAAAGACUUGUUAGGAUUUGUUUAACCACUGGUAAAACUUAAACAGCUCUUGUGCUAAAAAUCUGUCAUGAGUAUCAGGUCAUGUUUGUGGUGCUUUUUUUUACAUCGUAAAAUGUGCACAGGCGCGAUGAAAUGACGGACAUGACUGUCAAAAUCGUUUAAUAAAACAUUUUUUUGGGUCUUUAA